GAUUAUGCCAUUCGACAGCAAUAACAAUUAGCUUUCCCCCAUCCUCAGAGAUAUCAUUCGAAAUCACCCUCAGAAGAUUCCAUAUCACCUCGCACAUAAAAUGCAUUUCUCCUUCCUCGCCGUUGUUACUUUUUUGACAGCGUCUAUGUCUGUCAGUGCAUGUGGCAAAACAGCGUGCUCAACAAGUGCAGACUGCUGCAAGAACUAUCUUUGUAUACAACCACCUGCGCGCCUUAGCAAUCAGCGUACUGCCAACACCCCUAAAGUUGAGCCGGCAGCCCUAGUGGUGCAUCGCGACAGUGAGUCAUGUUCUGCUUUCGCGUUGGUAUCGUGGUUGAUGGUGCAAUACCUAGUUCGAAGUCAAUCAGUGCAGUUGCUUGUGGAUAAAUUUUCGUGCUGCUCGAGCAAUGUAAAUGUUUGGACUUGUCUGAAAAUGAUCAACUGCGCCUAGUCUUGCUCGCGGUCCACUAAGCUUGAGUUCGAGAGGUGCGCUGAUAAUUCCCUACAAUCUUGAAUCUGUUCGUCCAAGGUUGGCCUUGAAGGCUAGAU
This is a messenger RNA of Suillus plorans, 549 nucleotides long. RefSeq lists its product as uncharacterized. The transcript has 4 exons. NCBI's taxonomy places the organism in Eukaryota, Fungi, Basidiomycota, Agaricomycetes, Boletales, Suillaceae. Bases 101 to 451 code for a protein of 116 amino acids. The record is from RefSeq and is a predicted model, not a curated record.